AUGAACUUUAAUAUAAGCAAUAGACUUAGACCUCAGACUGCUUAUUCCAUGUCAUAAAAGGAGUUAUUGUCUGGUAAAUUUUCGUAGAAUGAUCAAUAACAAAUCAGUAAAUUGUUAGAGAAAAAUGCUACCUAUUUUGAUCAUGUUAAAGGUUUGGUGUACUUAUAUAUUAUAGAUCAAUGUGUUUGUGGACUCUGUGUUUGUGGUGGGUGCAAGUGUGGAUUAGAAAGAUUAAAAGAAUAAUAGGGAAUGCCAUUGAAAUCAUAGUAUCAACAGGACUACGUUGAAAAAUAGCCAUCCAGAAUUAAAUCAAUAUCACAAUUACCGACCUACAAAGACGAUUAUGCUAUGAAAUUUGAGACGACUCAAAGAGUGGAUUUCAAAGAUCCAAAAUAGAGACCAUAAACUUCCUACAAGCCAGAACAACCUAGAUUUGUAUAGCCUUUUCAUGCUGGCUCUACCUAUUAAUUGACUCAUACCAAAAUGCCUGAGGGUGAGAAGGUGAAUAUUAUUCCUUAAAACCAUCCAACAGUUAUGAAAGAUCUCCAAUUCUUGGGAUCAAGUGAGUACAAAAGGAAUUUCAGCGGGACACCAAUUACUCGAGAAAAAAACCUCAUUUUUGGAGCUCAUAGCAGUUUUGGGAAUCCCAUAAAUCCAGGAUUACCAUUUUUUGGGUCCACCACCUCUUCAAGAGCAUUCAGACCCUUUAAGGCAAAGAAAACGAGACCUUCAAAAACGACCACGUAAUUGCAAAGUGUGCCAACAUUUGAUGGAUAAUUUUCAACAAUAACAAAAUUGGAUUAUGUUGACAAAUCCCUUUAGAUUUGUCCAGCAAGAGCGGUACUUAAUUAUAAAAAAAACUCUAAUCAUUCUGGAUUUUGA
Paramecium tetraurelia is the source of this 882-nucleotide messenger RNA. RefSeq lists its product as uncharacterized. The transcript is spliced from 5 exons. The record is from RefSeq and is a predicted model, not a curated record. Lineage: Eukaryota; Ciliophora; Oligohymenophorea; Peniculida; Parameciidae.